This is a messenger RNA of Didymodactylos carnosus, 2683 nucleotides long. The record is from the annotation of a GenBank genome assembly. NCBI's taxonomy places the organism in Eukaryota, Metazoa, Rotifera, Eurotatoria, Philodinida, Philodinidae.
AUGUUAGGCAGUUGUAAUCAACAAUCAAACUUUUGGGGAUUUCCUGGUAGUCCAUUACCAUUUUUUGCAAACGUCGCUGAACUAAAAAGUCCAUUAGGACAAUGUAUCAGUCAUCAUCAACCAUCAUCUUCUUCAUUAUCAACAAACUUUUUAAAUAACAAUGGUAAUCAUAAAAUGUGUUAUUCUAAUUUAUCUUCAACACUUCCUCCCGGCACAUCAUCAAAUGGUACAUGUAGCUCCGGUUCAAAUACAUCAUCUAUUACACCUCCAAAUUCAAUGACCGAUUUUUCACGUGCAACAACAUUAAAUUUAACACAAUUUAACUAUCUUAAUAAUCCAACAUUUAUUUCACAAUCAUCAUCACCAACAAAAGAUGACAGAAUGAAUACAACUUGGCCACCUUCAAUGCAAACAAAUUGGGAAACGAAAGGUAAAUUUUUUUUCUUCCAUUGAUUUAUUCAACUCACUCACGCUUUCUAUAGAAGAGCACAUCACACAUCUGCGUAUUUUUCUUUUUUUCUGUUGUGAUAUUCUUAUGAUCUUCUAUUGUUCAUAAAUGAACGUAUUGCUCAAUCAUUCUUAUUCAGACAUGGCAACUUAAUGGUUAUUCGAUGAUUUAUUUAUUUCAUCAUCUGCGUUUAUACGUUGUGUGUGUAUGUGUGACUCAAUAUUAUGAGAAAUUGUGUUUUUUGAUAGUAUCAAACGAGAGAGAGAAUAAUGAUUUCCGGUGAAAUUUUUCAAUUAUACAAGAUUUCUAUAAAAAUCAUAGUGAGGUAAAUCUAUUAUGGCAUUUGCAUAUGUUUCAUUGUUAUUAAUUUACAGUAGAAAAAGUUCAGCACAUGCAUAGAGCUCACUAGUGGACUAAAACUUACUCAGCAUCUGUCUGAGUUUUCUAAUUAUGAAUAGGUAUUUGAAUAGAACGGAUAAGACCAGAGUUGUAACCGGAUCCACAAAUCAGUACGGGAUUGAUCCGAUUAAAUUUUUCAAUCGGCCGAAUUUUUACCGAUUUAUGUUUUGAAAAAAAAUUUUUUCGGAUGUUUUUUCGUCUAAAAAACUUGAAAAUGUGACAAAAAAAAGUGUCUGAUCGGCUGUUUAGCGGCCGAUCCGAUCCUAAUUUUUUCAUCGGUUACAACUCUGGGUAAGACUACUAGUUACACACUGCAUUUGAUUAAUCUUCUAAUUCUGUCAUGUCGAAAAAACCUUUCAAGAAAGGAUUUCAGAUCAGUCUUUUAUUAUUUUCUCUAUACAAUAUGUCAAGCCGUGUCCAUUUCCCUUUUCUUCUGUCUCUCAAUCUAUUGCCGCUUUGAGAUUCUACGUACAUACGUUUUUUACUCAAUGACAAGAAACCACUAUUGCAUAAAUCAACACAUCAUACGUUGUAAAGAGAAAAAAUGUCAAAAAAUUGUGUUUUAAUUGUUUUUUAAUGUGUGAUAUACAAUAAUUUUCAAGUAAAGCCUAUUUGGCACCAUGUUUUCUAAUAUUUUGUGCAAUUUGUCCUGACACAAAUGAUUUAAAGAAAAUUAAUCGACCAUAAGUCCGUUGCCACACGCAUUCUUCUUUUUUUGUGGUUGAAAAAGAUAAUACGUUUAGAGAUGAAUGAGGCAUGACGCAUUAAUAAGAGACAAGAAUAACUUUCUAGUUGAGACUUGAAUAAUGCAGAGAAUGAGGAAGGGAUUUUAGACUUUCAAUUAGACAGUUUGAUAACUGUCCUCUUUCUUUUGUCAGUUCAAAAAGAACAAGACAAAAUAGAUAGUUUUUGUAACAUUUUACAGUAGGGUAAAAGUGAUUUAUUGGCUGAUUUUUUUAUUUGAGCAUUUUAUAUUGUUUAUUCCAGUGACCGUCUGUGAUGAGUGGUAACAUGACCGUAUAUCAUGUUUAGGUGUGACAGUUAUUUGACUUAUUUCAUGUAUAAUAAUAGUCAGCUUAAUUAAUUCUUUACAAGAUUUUCAUGCUAAUAUUGUCACAUUACUUUUACUAAAAAAUCUGUUCAUAUUUGUGUGUGUGAUUAAGACAGCUAUACAUACUAUAAUCUCUUAAGGUGUUCUGAUAUCUUCUCACUUUUCUCUUUCUCUCUAUUUAACGAGAUAUUUAUAACUAAAUGCUUUUUAGACAAAUAGAGCGAUACUAUAUAUUCUUUCAAUUAUUUGAAAAGAAUGUCUAACAGAGAUCUAUAUAGUGUUUACUAAACAUAUCGCGCGAUCUCCUUUCAUCAAUGCAAUUCAAUAUAAAUAGAGAUCAAUAGAAACUCUGUCAUCGUCAAUCAUGAUGAAUGGAUAUAUUUUUCUUUCUCUUCUUCUGAUUCGCCAGUUGGAUUCUUCUUAAGAAGAAGUAGCCGAUAGGAAAUUGGGCGAAUCAUUAAUAUAAACAUAGCGUUGUUUAACUUGAGAGUAGUGCAAGAUGUUUCAAAAGUUCGUAAGAAGUCAUUCAAUUAAAACUAUUAUCCAUUUAAAAAAAGAAUGAAUGUAGUUACUUUCUUAAGAACUUUUCAUUGAAAUUAGAUAGAGAGUUGAAGUCUUUGCUAAAUGUGGAAGUCAAUGUUAGCCCUAGUCGAGACUCCCGGCAAAACCCCAACGGGAGUCCCAAGUUUAUGAAAAACUCCAGCAGGAAUCGUAAGGAGUCCUGAUGACUCUCGCAGGAACUUUCUAAAGUGAAAAGUCCAACAUGGAGUCAUGAGGAGUCCCAA